This is a messenger RNA of Colius striatus (speckled mousebird), 1414 nucleotides long. It is a transcript of the gene MEAF6, whose product is annotated as MYST/Esa1 associated factor 6. Bases 31 to 612 code for a protein of 193 amino acids. Gene Ontology annotation, cellular component: NuA4 histone acetyltransferase complex. The record is from RefSeq and is a predicted model, not a curated record. NCBI's taxonomy places the organism in Eukaryota, Metazoa, Chordata, Aves, Coliiformes, Coliidae. The transcript has 7 exons.
GCCCGGCCCGCGCAGGCCGCAGCCGCCGCCAUGGCCGCGCUGCACGCCAAGGCCGGCGGCCCCCCGCAGAUCCCCGACACCCGGCGGGAGCUGGCCGAGCUGGUGAAGCGCAAGCAGGAGCUGGCGGAGACGCUGGCCAACCUGGAGCGGCAGAUCUACGCCUUCGAGGGCAGCUACCUGGAGGACACGCAGAUGUACGGGAACAUCAUCCGCGGCUGGGACCGCUACCUCACCAACCAGAAGAACUCCAACAGCAAAAACGACCGGAGGAACCGCAAGUUCAAGGAGGCCGAGCGGCUCUUCAGCAAGUCUUCGGUCACCUCGGCAGCGGCUGUCAGUGCAUUAGCUGGAGUUCAGGACCAGCUCAUCGAGAAGCGGGAGCCAGGGAGUGGCACAGAAAGUGACACUUCUCCAGACUUUCACAAUCAGGAGAAUGAGCCCAGCCAGGAGGAUGCUGAGGAGCUGGAUGGGUCUGUGCAAGGGGUGAAACCCCAGAAAGCUGCUUCCUCUACUUCUUCUGGGAGCCACCACAGCAGCCACAAAAAAAGGAAGAACAAAAAUCGACACAGGAUUGAUCUCAAGUUAAACAAAAAGCCAAGAGCCGACUACUAGAUUCAUCAGUGCUGAUGCUUCUGGGAUUUAGGUCUUCAUGAAUCUCCCCCCCCUGAGAAAACUGCCAGUGGCCUGAGUUCAGCAGCAGCUCCCAGGCAGGUGGCUGCAGAUGGGGAGUGACUCGCUCCAAAGAACUUCAGUGGGGGGAAAGGGGGGGAGAAAAAUCUUGGACCACGUUACUUCACAUCAUUUUUAAAGCACCUGAGUUGCAGGAAGCCUGAAGGUGUAGUAGCAGCAGUAAUAGUCCUGAAUUCCUGCCUGUUCUGUGCUUCCACCUCAGUCAGGAACUGCCCAGAACUGGCUGAUGUUGCUGCUGCCACCCCCUGACACCUGCAAACCCCCAGACAGGGAUUUCUUUUGCCACUGGAACUGGAGUGUGAGUCAGUGUGUCCCAUCCAUGUUGUCAGAUGUAGACUCCUUUUGUUGCUGAUGUCUAGCUUUGUAGUUUGGGGUUUGGUUUGGGCUUUGUUGCUGGUUGGUUGGUGUUUGUUUUUAAAGCCAAAGUGUAUAGUUAACAGAUGGACUCUGGGCUUUCUUUUGCUUUCAUCCAUGUAGAGUGGAAGGUUCUUCAUUGUGUGGAACAGCUCCUUUGGGUUCUUCAGCAGAGAGGAAAGGUGAUUAACCCUUUCCUCUCACUCAUUUUAAACACCAUCCCCUACAACUCAUGCAGUGCUUUAGAUGCAGGGAAGGCUGGAGCUCCAAGCCACGUGCUCUUUGCUGUCUUUGAGGUUGGGUGGAUUCUCUUUUUAAUACAAACUUCUGUCAUUUGUACAUAAACAAUAAAGUUACAUGUUUGUCUCUC